CUCCCUUCUUUCAGCCGAUUGAUUUUCUGCAAGUUUAUUAUUCUUAUGCUGAUUCUCAUUUUGUGUUCAUUUCAAAGGAAAAUCAAGCAAAAGCGUAUGAUUGGGAAUGUCUGAUCGAGACAAGGAAUGGAAUUUUCAUCUAAGAACACUUUCUUCAAGCACCAGAGAUUCAAAUUUCGGCAACGAUUCAUCUCUUCUCCAAUCUGUGAAGAAACUCAAUGAAUUAUGCAGAGCUGAAAAGUCCGAGGAUUUGAUAGCUAGGGUCUAUCCACAGCUCAACAAGGUCUUUCAACGUUCAAUAGCUUCGGCUUCUCAAUCUCGAAACUCUGAUGGCGUUCUUUUACUGGCAAUUCUUCAAUUCUUUCUUGACUUUGGAGAUGUGGUUCUUCAUGAUGCUGAUCCUAGUUUGAGGAUAUUUUUUCGUUCAUGCUUAAGCCGUGAGUUCUCUGAUCCUGUUGUUGCUGAAGAAACAAUUAAUUUUUUAAAGCUGAAUAAAAGAAAACUUCAAACAUCAUUUCCUACAUUACUCCCUCAGUUUUAUCCGUUAAUGCUCAAAUUAAUCGCGUGGCAUGGAGAGAAAUUUGAAAAGUCAUUUAAGACUGUAUUUCCAGCACUUGUAUCUCCAGGAUCAUUUCUUCCUCUAUUCCCAUCAAUAGUGGAUUUACCCAUACUGGUUGUUGCAUUGGAAAGGGUAGAAAAAACAUCUGGGCCUCUUAUUGGUAGCAGCAUAGCUUCAAUACAGAAGAGUGCUGCUCCUGAGAUGCUACUUGCACUGAUGGAUGAAGCAUAUACUGGAUCGACCAUUGGGGAUGGAGGUGCAGAUUCCGAAUCAGAAGAUAGUAGUACUAUGGCUUCUAUGGACCCUCUGUUUCUCGAGUUUCUUAAGGAUGAAAAUGACGGCCUUGCGGAGCGCCACUGGACAUCUUCUGUGAUGACUUCAGCUCUUCAGGCUGCCAUAAAUGUCCCCCAAUCUAAUCGACUAAAGCAAGCGUUGAUGAUCACUUCCAGGAUUCUUGGUGUUUAUUUUGCUUUGGUGCUAGAUGAUCCCAAUGAAUCUUUGAGAUGUGCAUUGAUUCCCCUGCUUAUGGCAAGAAAUUCCACACUCUUUCCGGACAAAAAUUUUGCUUAUCAGGUUCAAAAGAGGCUUUUGGAAUUCAUGCUUGUUGCAUUUCAGAGAUCUCCACACUUUGUUGCACUUCUCAAGAAACCUAUAAUUGACAGACUUGGAGAAGCUUAUGAUAGUCCUGUAAAGGCAGAGUUGGCUGUACAAUUAUGUUGGGCGAUAGGGGAGCAUGGAGGUGGUGGUGGUCCUCAUAAAGAUGCAGCUCGUGAACUUUUUGAAAGUCUAGAGUUACUUUUGUAUGAAAAUCUUUCAUCGAGUCGCGUGGGUCUUUCUGGUCUCAACUCUGGAAGUUCAUCCUUUAGAAAGACAUUCCAAUCAAGACUCUUAUGCUAUGUUGUGACAGCUAUUGCAAAGCUCGCAACUUACCACCGUGAGCUACAACCUAGGGCACGCGUGUCCUUAGCUAAGGUGGCUCGUUCUAAAAUAUCAGAUGUGAGAGUGAGCAGGCGUGCUCGCGAUUAUUUAGGUUUAAUGGAUGAACCUGCAAUUUGUUUGUCAGUGUUGGGUCCUUCUCAGACAUCUGAUGAAAAUAUGCAAAAACCAGGUGUAGUUAACUGGAGAGAAGCUGGAAAACAAAUGGUUGCUCAUAUUCCAUUUUAUGUCUUGGGCCAACAAGAAGGGCCUCCCUAUCAUGAUUUUUCAUUAUCAGACAUUAUUCAGUCAAGAUAAGAACCAAUAAUAUGGACAUGAUUAUUUGAUCCACUUCAGUUGUUGAUAAGGAAAAUGAUGGAUAGUAUUGAAUGUUUUAUCUAAUAUAACAUCUAUAGUUUUCUUCAAAUUUACUGUUUUUUUUUUUGUUUCUUUUCCUUGUUCUUCUUUGGGUGUUGUUUGUUGUUUAUGCUUCCUUUUUUUAUGUUUGGAAGCAAUGAUCCAUUUUUGGAUUAUUUAGAGACUCAAAAUAUGUUGCUCAUUUACCAUUCUUCAAUAAAAGAAAGAGUUCAAUGUAUU
Molecule: messenger RNA, 2071 nt
Organism: Impatiens glandulifera
Lineage: Eukaryota; Viridiplantae; Streptophyta; Magnoliopsida; Ericales; Balsaminaceae
Product: AP-5 complex subunit zeta-1
Exons: 16
Coding region: 107-1792 (561 amino acids)
Cellular component (GO): AP-5 adaptor complex
Source: RefSeq, a predicted model, not a curated record